AUGUCAGAUUCAGAAAAGUCCCUCCCACCAGUCGUCAUCUCCCAAUACCCAAACAGUCACUGUGCUUCCCCACAGACUCCGAUUCACAAGGAAUUCUAUUCACCGACUACUGAACAGUCUCCCACGUCCUCUGUCUCCAGAUCCGACUCCGAUAAUGAUGAACGAGCCCUGACACUCACUAUUACUCAAGCCUCAAGACAAUCUGCCACAAGAACGGCGACAAGAAUAACCACUCACGGCACCGACCUCACGUUAGAUCCGUCGUUUGAAGUCGACUUUGAUCCCGAUGAUCCUGGAAAUCCUAGAAAUUGGUCAAUAUGGUACAAAUCCUUUGCCAUCUUCACGAUAUCGUUUGGCACACUGGGAGUGGUCAUGUACUCGACCUCAUACACCUCGGGUAUGGAUGCCAUGAUGCAAGAAUUUGGCGUCAAGUCGGAACCUAUUGCCACCCUUGGUGUCACGACCUAUCUCUUCGGGCUGGCGGUAGGUUCCCUACUUCUCGCCCCAAUUGCUGAGACGUAUGGUCGAAAACCCGUAUAUACUAUAUGCAUGGCCAUUUUCACAGUUCUUGUCCUCCCUACAGCCGUUGCUACAGACUUGCAGACCGUCAUUAUCACCAGGUUUUUCGGCGCUGUUUUUGGAAGUGCCAUGAUAGCCAAUGCGCCUGGAUCGAUUGCGGAUUUGGUCUCGGAUGAGUAUCGGGCGACCGCCUUCUCUAUCUGGUCGAUUGGGCCAAUGAACGGCCCUGUGGUUGGUCCGACCAUCGGAGGCUUCGUGACUGAAUACCUAGGCUGGCGAUGGACUAAUUGGAUCGCCAUGAUCUGGGGGGGCUGCGCAUUUGUUUUACUGAUACUUCUGAAAGAGACCUAUGCCCCGGUCCUGCUGCAGCGGCGAGCGAAGAACUUGCGACGAGUUCAUGACGAUGAAAGGUACUGGAGCCGUUACGAUAUUCGAGUCGGAUUUGUCGAGCUGAUGAAGAUCAACCUGUCACGCCCUUUCAUCAUGGCCGUUCAAGAGAAAAUCUGCAUUUUCUGGAAUCUUUACAUCUCCAUCGUCUAUGGCAUCCUCUAUCUAUGUUUCGUUGCCUACCCCAUCGUCUUCACCGAACUGCGCGGCUGGUCCACUGGCAUCAGCGGCCUCUCUUUCCUUGGGAUUGGGAUUGGUACGAUGGCAAUUAUCUGUAGCGCAUCGCCCAUCCGCAAACUCAUCAAUUCGCACAAGCGGGACCAAGAUGGAAACGUGCCACCCGAGGCAAUGAUGAGCAUCGUGUGCAUCGCUGCCGUGCUGGUCCCCGUCGGCGAAUUGUGGUUCGCAUGGACAUGUUACCCCACGAAGAUCCACUGGGCCAUCUCCAUUGCUGCGGGUAUCCCCUUUGGAUUCGGCAACGGAGCCGUUUUCAUCUAUGCGGGAAAUUACCUCGCGUACAGCUAUGGAAUCUACGCGGCAAGCGCGAUGGCAGGCAACGCCGUGAUGAGAUCCUUCUUGGGUGGAACGUUGCCCCUAGCUGGGCCAGCAAUGUAUCGCGCCCUUGGUCCCAACUGGGCAGGAACACUACUCGGGAUCCUCGAAGUCAUCAUUAUCCCGAUCCCCUUCCUCUUCUACCGGUACGGCAACCGUAUAAGAGAGAAGUCCACAUUGAUCCGCCAAAUGCGGGAAGACGAAGAACGCCAAGAACGCAAGCGGAGAAAGGCCGAGGAGAGGCUACGCAUCGCGGUGAUGAGCGGCGAUGAAGAGGAGACAAAGGAGGCCAGGAAUGAGCUGGUCAGAGUCCGGAGUCGUUUGGAUGAUGAGAAGAAUCUGGAGGUUGCCGGGCAGGAGACAUUAAAUUGCAUACAAGGCCUGGGACCUGGGAAGGAGACGGUUUAA
This is a messenger RNA of Cladophialophora psammophila CBS 110553, 1866 nucleotides long. RefSeq lists its product as uncharacterized. Bases 1 to 1866 code for a protein of 621 amino acids. The transcript has 3 exons. Gene Ontology annotation, biological process: transmembrane transport. Lineage: Eukaryota; Fungi; Ascomycota; Eurotiomycetes; Chaetothyriales; Herpotrichiellaceae. Gene Ontology annotation, molecular function: transmembrane transporter activity. The record is from RefSeq and is a predicted model, not a curated record.